CAUGUUAUAACUCCAACCUCGUGAAAGUGUCAAACUGUCACAUUUUCGUCAAAAACAAAUGUAUGUGGAACCAGUGCCUGCACAUGCGCAGUUCGGCGAAAGACCACGGUUAGACCAGAUUACGUGUUUCUGCGCAUGAGUUUAGCUAGCCAACGUCGCCAUGGACCUCGCCUACUGCAACCGUCGUGAUCGGGAGAAGCAGUUUCUGGCUAGCUGGACUAUCUUUGACUAUGCUCAAACGUCUUCCGUUCCAUAUUUUUUUUCAGUCUGAAAGAAUAUCCGGAGUAGCCUUUCGCUGGUUUAGAACCUGCGCAAGGUAAAUGCAAAAACAGUUAAACGGUUUUUAUUCUCAUUUGCGUGCGAACGAUCAUCAAUAGAGAUGUACCAUGGCGGGCAAAGCGGCGGUGGCUUUCCGUUUGGGCCGAACGUAGUAAAUGAAUCGGGAACCUAUGGAAAUUGUGUCCUCUGUGGGUUAACUUUAAACCAUGAGCGAUAUCCCCAACUUCUUCCCUGUUUGCACUCUAUUUGUCAAGCAUGCCUGCCCCCAGUCAAUCCAGGGUUGCAGAAAGAUCUCUCUAUCUCUCCAGCAUGUCCGUCCUGUGACAUGCCAUUUACUAUUCUGGAAGUCAAAGAUAAUCUCUUUAUUAAGAACUCUUCCAACGAUCUCUGGACUGGUAAUGUCCAGUGUACCUGUUGUGAGGGGUUCGUGGCGAGUGGCUGGUGUGUGGAGUGUGGAGAGGCGCUGUGUUCGGAGUGUGUAUCUGCACACAGAAGAGUGAAGGUCACGAAGGACCACACUAUCCGGCUCCAACCCCCAACAGGAGUCUCCGCUCCCACAGUGUUUUGUCCCACACACAAACAUGAGCCAAUCAAGCUCUUCUGUUUGACCUGCGAUCAGCUGACCUGUCGAGACUGCCAACUAAUGGAUCACAGGAACCACAGUUUCCAGUUCCUCCAUGAGGCGAUGGCCAGCCAGAAAGAUCAGCUUCAGUCCCUGGUGCAGAGAGUGAGGCAGCAGAGAGUUGCAGUGAAGCAGAGCCUCCUGGACAUGGACGGCAGAUUGCUAGACAUAACACAACUAAAGUCAAAGCUGAGGGAGAGUCUGAAGAGAAUGCUUUUUGCUACUGUUCAACUCUUGAAAUCGAGAGCCACGUCGCUCUACAACAACAUAGAGACUAUGUGUAAUGCCGAGGUGGCAGGGAUCGAGACGAGACGGAGUGCACUAAACAAACUGGGGCAGAGACAGGACUAUGUUGCUGACUUUGCUGAGAAAGCCCUGAAUGUGGAGGACUUCUUUGCCCUGCUCUCCUGCAAAGGGCAGAUUGGAUCCCAGUUACAGCAUCUCUUGACUCAGAGUACUGAGCCCCCGGGGACCAUGCUUAAGUUACAGCUGGUGAUUACUGAUGACUUCAAGAAACAAAUAGCUUGCUUUGGUAAACUUUUGGGCGAUAUUGUUCCCUUUGCCCAAUCACAUGUUAGUCAAGACAAACCCCUGGAAAACCAAGAAAGACCCAAUGCUCCCUCUGGCCAGACCUCUUCCUGUGCUCCUAACAUGUCCAUCCAUUCUGUUCCCCCUCCACAUAACCCUGUCUUCCAGCCCCCACGCCCCUCUUACACUGCCCCAUCCAACCCCCACAGUCAGCCCUCCACCUCCCGUGAGCCUCCUCCUUAUCGCUCCCUGCCUGUCCACACCCCUUCAAGCCUUCCAUUGAGCCAUCCUGUGACACCCCAGCCCUGCCCAUCUACACUAGCCCCAUCUCACCCCUCCCUGAAUAUACAUAAUCCACCAUUCUGUCUUCCAUCAAACCCUGCCCAGCCAUCACUUGUUCCUGCACUUCAUGUCCAGUCACCGUUGGUCCCCACAAACCCUGCCCAGCCAUCACUUUUCCCUUCACUUCAUGUCCAGUCACCGUUGGUCCCCACAAACCAUGCCCAGCUAUCCCCUGUUCAGCCUCCAACCUCCCCAUCUCUCCAACCACUGAUUGAGGCCACACCUAGACUUUAUGGUAUGUUCAAGGCAACUCCUCCACCUGGACCUGGACGAUCUCGGAGAGGUAAGGAUGGAAAGUCCUGGACGUUCCACUCAUACUCACCCGGAGAGAUCGGCCACCCACCUUCUGGCUCCUCCUCUCCUGCAGCCGUAGCUCAGCAUCAGAAAAGGAACUUUCCAAAAUCGCAGCUACUGUGGAUCCUCCAUCAGCCUCCCUCUGUAAACCCCAUCCCUGUCCUCCCGGUGAAAGCCUUAGCAGACUCCCCCUGUGAUAGAAGCCUGCCUCCUACUGGUCUGGCAGACCCUGACCCAAACUCUCAGGCCAGGGAGAACGAGCCCACCUCUACUGUCACUGAGUUGGAGACUGACCCAGAGGCAGACAGUGCUAUGGAGUUGGAGGUCCCGUCAGCCUGGGGUGAUAGAAAGGCAGCUGCCUGCUCGGACAGUACUUCUUCAGAUCUGCAGUUCACAGGGACUUUGUCUACUGAGAGGACCUCUAAUCAUCUCUCUUACAGUGUCUUAACCCACACCCACCACCGCAAAGAAGAAACUGACACGGACCCUAACAGUAAACCCUAUUCUGUGGGUAGGACCCAUACUGCCCCCCACAACAAUAAAAAGAUAGCUUAUGACCAACAACAUGAGGAUGCUAAGGCUAUCAGGUCACUUCAUCGGCGUGUGAAUAACUGGAGAACUGAGCUGCCAACACGCAUUAGAGUGCUACUGGAGGGUCCCUCUCCACUCCCCACCAGGACAGGUUCGGUGGAGGGUCCCUCUCCACUCCCCACCAGGACAGGUUCGGUGGAGGGUCCCUCUCUACUCCCCACCAGGACAGGUUCGGUGGAGGGUCCCUCUCCACUCCCCACCAGGACAGGUUCGGUGGAGGGUCCCUCUCCACUCCCCACCAGGACAGGUUCGGUGGUGGCCACUGAAAUGCCAACCAGGCAACCCAACACCACCCAGCCACCGAGCUUGACCAAUGGCAACAAUGUUAACAACUCAAGGUCCUGGCAACCCAGGGUCUUGAUUUUUCGGCUACCCAUCUCCACCCCCACUCCUGGAUGCGCUCUUCCUCAGUUCCUGCUUGUCCAAGGGGCCAGCAAAGAUGAGAUUAUUCUGCAAGAGAUUGCAGAAGAACACCAGUCCCAUGGCGAUGACAUCACACCACCAGAGUCAGACAGCCUCCUCUGGACUAAGGCCCUGUCCUCCCCAGAGAGUCCCCCACUGCUCCAGUAUGUGACCUGUGCGGCCUGUCACACUGUUGGCGGUUCGCUAUUCUGUGUGGAGUGUGGGAGGGGCUACCACCAAGAUUGUCAUAUCCCACCCAUUAGUCCUUCCUUCUGGGAGGAGUGGAAGUGUUCACUUUGUCAGGACCUGGCUGACACCACAGACCCCUACAGUGAUGACAGGCACAGGACUAUGUGCCUCAGCCUAGCAGACCAGCGGAAAUGUGAGCAUCUCCUACUUUUUCUAAGGUGUGAGAAUGACAGAAACAUCCUUUGCAGCACGGCUGAGCCCCCCUCAGAUUCAAUAUGUCUUGACUCCAUACAUGGAAGGCUGCUACAACAUCGAUCACCCCCUUACCGUACCCCCUCCGAAUUUGUCUCUGACGUCUGGGUCCUUUUCGAAGCCAUGUUGAUGAACUCAAAGGACCAGGAGUUGGUUGUCAAGCUACGGGGCAGCUUUCAGAGGAAGUUAGGGGAAGUGUUUGGGACAGCUCUCCACCCCUCCCUCCUCAGCCACCCUAACAGCAGCUGGACUGAGACGGGGGAACCUGAGGAACCAACGGCUGCAGAGUCUCUGAAGAGGAUGAGGAAGUUGCUGAAUAGGACCAAAAUGCCAAAAGCUAAGAAACAUCACUCCCAGGUCAGAGUUGAAACAGAUGAAAAUGAAACUAAUAUGAAAAAAAUGAAAAAGGAUGCAGACUGAAUAAUGGCCAUUGAAGUGGAGACUCAGAAAUGCUAUGUUAGUCAAUUAUAUACAACUGCUAUUGUACUUUGUUUCAUUAAAUUAAAUACA
Messenger RNA from Salvelinus namaycush (lake trout), 4009 nucleotides. RefSeq names its product E3 ubiquitin-protein ligase TRIM33-like. The record is from RefSeq and is a predicted model, not a curated record. Gene Ontology annotation, molecular function: ubiquitin-protein transferase activity; zinc ion binding. Gene Ontology annotation, biological process: positive regulation of DNA-templated transcription. Gene Ontology annotation, cellular component: nucleoplasm; chromatin. NCBI's taxonomy places the organism in Eukaryota, Metazoa, Chordata, Actinopteri, Salmoniformes, Salmonidae. The coding region runs from base 380 to 3919 and encodes 1179 amino acids. The transcript has 15 exons.